Entelurus aequoreus (snake pipefish) is the source of this 2067-nucleotide messenger RNA. RefSeq lists its product as uncharacterized. Gene Ontology annotation, cellular component: synapse; stress fiber; neuron projection. The record is from RefSeq and is a predicted model, not a curated record. The transcript is spliced from 7 exons. Gene Ontology annotation, biological process: regulation of actin cytoskeleton organization; actin filament polymerization; actin filament bundle assembly. Lineage: Eukaryota; Metazoa; Chordata; Actinopteri; Syngnathiformes; Syngnathidae. The coding region runs from base 1 to 1029 and encodes 342 amino acids.
AUGAAACGCGGAGGGGAAAACAGACAGAGAGCAAGGUUGCAUCAAGCAUCAGCUGAUCGCUUACUGUACGCCAACAGAAGAUUAUAUCCCGGCACCGCAUGGCAGGUUGUGCGGGCUUAUGAAGGCAGCUCGUUCAUCCCAGGCAGGUGCGCUGAUCGCAGAUCUCCUACAGCCGUGCGGAGGUGCGCCCGCAGCGGAGAGGGAACGCCCUUGGCCGUGGCCCGUGGUGCUCUCACUGGAGCACACAGAUGGAUGAGUGGCGGUGGCAGGAGUCUGAGCCGCAACACACCGAGUCAUCCUCUCAGAGAGCAGGAAGUCAGCCUGGGACAGGUGGUUGAGGGGACGCCAGCGAGGAGGAGCGUGAGGAAGGGUGAGGAAGGGGCCAUAGACGGUCGAGAGAGGAGGGACGAGCGCUGGAGCGUCCUCCUGCCGCCACAAAGACGAGGAGGAGCGGAGAGGUGGAUGAUGGGAGCCUCUCACGGGAAGAAGAGGGCGUACGACAUUGCUCAGCAGCACGGUGAUCGGAAUGGAACGCGGCCACAAAGAGCUUCAGCGUACGCAGACUUGCAGCAGCACCGGUUCGACAAUGUCCACAGAAGGACAAUGCCCGCGUCCUGCCACAUCCCCUCGCCCGACUACCUGGAGGGAGACGAGGACCCGGAUCUCAUCAAGCCUAGAAAACUGUUGAAUCCGGUGAAAAGUUCCAAGAGUCACCAGGAGCUUCACCGGGAGCUACUGAGUAGCUGCAAGCGGAGUGGGGUGAGCGUGGAGACCAAACCAGAGCUGCAGAGAGUCCUGGAAUCCAGGAAGAGAGAUCAGCUGAUGCGGCAGAGAAGAGAGGACGAGGUCGCUCGAAGGAAGAUUUCUCCUCUAGAAGCUGAACUGAGGAAGAGACACCAGAAACUGGAAGAGAUGGAGCUCCGGCAGGAGAAAGAAGAAGUGGAAAAGCUAAAGGCUCCUGAGUUUGUCAAAGUCAAAGAAAACCUGAGACGGACGUCAUGUGCUAGUAAAGAAGAGAAAGAAGUGUAAAAGAGGACCCGCUGUCCCUCAGGGACUGCACAUAACCAUUGCAGACAUGAGUUGGCGUGAUGAGAAGACGCUGAGACAAGGCUGUGAGGACACAAAAGCUUGUUGUGUGGACCGCCGGCUUGGUAUGUUGUUGACAUGAUGAAGGACACUGAGGUCAUGUGGAAGGACAUGUCCACAUCAGGGUGAAAGUUUCUCAGGAGUUUGAGAUGGGCACUGUGGACAGUCAGAUAAGCGACCAACCUCUUUGAGACGUGGAAGUGUCUUUCACUCAAACCCACUAUGAUGACUAAAUGAGCCACAUUACAGGAUUAAUGUGUCAUUAAUUGAAAAAGUCAUACUUAUUGGUUAUAUUAAAACCGUUCACAGAAAGGUUCAUAACACGUAAUCAUGUGCUUCAUUAUCAUUAAUGACACUUAAGUGUCACAGUAAACUCAACAGAGUAAUUUUUUAUUAGCACUUAAAUAUUUUAUUUUUUAAAUUAAUAAAUGUUCUGACAACACCAUCAAAAUUAUUUGAAGCAUUUGCUGAUUAAAAAACUAAUCCUGCUGUUGAAAAUCUUCAUUUAUAUGCCAAGAUAUUCAAAACAUAUUAUUGAGGGCUGUCCAAGAUGAACAAAAAAAAUAAAGUACUUCAAACUAAGGAUUUGGGGCAUUUUUAAUGUUUUUAAUUGUAAAGUAUUUUCCGACAGCAGAAAAGCGUUUGAGUGAUGUUUUACAAUAGCCACUAGAUGUCGCUCUUUCAACUUAUUUCCUCUCUACGACAGCGACUGAAGACUCUCGUCCUGUAACCGGAAAUCAGAAUCAGAAUCAGAAAUACUUUAUUAAUCCCUGAAGGGAAAUUAAAAUUUUCAGAAUUAAAUACUAAUUUAGUGUCCUAAAUCAUUAACUUAGAUAGAUUAUGGCCUGGCACACGAAUAAACCACAGUAACCUCGACUAUGUGUAUGUACAAACCCCGUUUCCAUAUGAGUUGGGAAAUUGUGUUAGAUGUAAAUAUAAACGGAAUGCAACGAUUUGCAAAUCCUUUUGAACCCAUAUUCA